AUGCUCUUCAAACCAUCGUUGCCACUGUCGGUGGGGUUGCUGUGGUAAGUAGCAUCCGCCUUCCCGCUGUUCCGUCCAGCGCAGGGAGAGGGAGAGGGGUCGUGGGGUCGGCUCGCUUGCGAAUCGCAGCCUCCCGAUGCUCAACUCCAUCUCUGACACUGGGGCUGCGCAUAUUCACGUGCAGGAAGAACCCGUGGCGCAUGUCACAGACACGCAAGAUGCGGGCUCGACUGCGACUCAAGACGGUCGAUCACAACAUUGCCGUCGUCGAACAGGCAUCCCCGUCGACUCUGUCCCUGGUCCGUCUCUUCGCCAUGCUUCUUUGCGCUUGCCAGGCCCCCCUGAGAUCAAUGCGGCCCGUCUUGCUUACUUUACAUUUCGUCCUCCCGACCUGACCCCUGCCUCAUUGCUGGGUGACUGUCAAGCAGAAAGCGGCUCUUGCGCUACCGACCGAAGCUAGCAUGCCCGCCAGGGACAAGUACACCACCUUUUCGCGCACAGAGCGCGGAUACCGCAAGUCGAUGCACAAGAUCCCCAAAUGUAAGCCGUUCAAGUGCGCUAUAGGGUCUGAUGUGUAGCAUUCGACGUGCUGCCUUCCAUCUGAAUCUGGCACGCUGACACGGAGCCGUUCGGAUCGUAGGGACCAAAUUGACCAACCGCACAAAUCCACUCGGUUUCUGA
Microbotryum saponariae is the source of this 681-nucleotide messenger RNA. NCBI's taxonomy places the organism in Eukaryota, Fungi, Basidiomycota, Microbotryomycetes, Microbotryales, Microbotryaceae. The record is from the annotation of a GenBank genome assembly.